This is a messenger RNA of Fusarium falciforme, 741 nucleotides long. RefSeq lists its product as hypothetical. Gene Ontology annotation, molecular function: structural constituent of ribosome. The record is from RefSeq and is a predicted model, not a curated record. NCBI's taxonomy places the organism in Eukaryota, Fungi, Ascomycota, Sordariomycetes, Hypocreales, Nectriaceae. Gene Ontology annotation, cellular component: ribosome; mitochondrion; small ribosomal subunit. Gene Ontology annotation, biological process: translation. The coding region runs from base 34 to 741 and encodes 235 amino acids. The transcript has 3 exons.
GCUUCACAUCAUCGACGCCUAGGGACCGGCAAGAUGAUGCGACAAAGUCUUAGACCCUUGCGGGUCCUCUCGGCCGAAGUGCCAUGGAUCGCCCGCCGAACGAAGGCCUCUCUAGCACAACCUGGAGAUCUUGUUCCCAACAAGGUUGAGAACCAGACCCCCGUGGAACCACGAUACCCACGAGCCCUCGAGGCACUGCACCUCAAGCCUCUGAAGCGAGAGGCCGAGCACGGAAUCCCCUCGUGCGACCUCCAGCUCCGCUCCUACAGCGUCCAGCCCCUCGAGUUCUUCUCCGACUUUGCCCUCCGAGCGGCCUACUACCUCGGCCUCCCCGCCUACGGACCCGUCCCUCUUCCCCGCAUCACGGAGCGCUGGACAGUCCCGCGAAGCAACUUCAUCUUCAAGAAGUCGCAGGAGAACUUUGAGCGAAAGACCCUCCGAAGACUAAUCCAGAUCCGCGACGGAAACCCGGAGACGGUGCAGAUCUGGCUCGCCUACCUGCGCAAGCACCAGUACUACGGCGUGGGCAUGAAGGCUAAUGUGUGGGAGUUUAGCGAGCUCGGCGUCGGCAAGAAGAUGGAUGCUCUGCCUGAGGCGGACCAGGGACAGAUUGAGGCCAAGUGGGCGCACCUCGGACAGACAAAGACGAUUGGUACGGUGGAGAAGGUUGAGGAGCUGCUCAGCCGGAGGCGAUUCCGGGAGGCGGCUGGCUUGAGGGUGCCGCCUACAAUGGAGUCAUAA